Sphenostylis stenocarpa is the source of this 1416-nucleotide messenger RNA. NCBI's taxonomy places the organism in Eukaryota, Viridiplantae, Streptophyta, Magnoliopsida, Fabales, Fabaceae. The record is from the annotation of a GenBank genome assembly.
AUGGAUCCAGUGAGCGUGUGGGGGAACGCGCCCUUGGUCACGGUGGAUCCCGAGAUCCAUGACCUGAUCGAGAAGGAGAAGCGCCGCCAGUGCCGCGGCAUCGAGCUGAUCGCGUCGGAGAAUUUCACCUCCUUCGCGGUGAUGGAGGCCCUGGGGAGCGCCCUCACCAACAAAUACUCCGAAGGCAUGCCGGGAAACCGCUACUACGGCGGCAACGAGUUUAUCGACGAGAUCGAAAACCUGUGCCGCUCGCGCGCUCUCGAGGUCUUCCACCUAGACGCUCAAUCUUGGGGGGUUAACGUGCAGCCCUACUCGGGCUCCCCAGCCAACUUCGCCGCCUACACGGCGGUGCUGAACCCGCACGACCGAAUCAUGGGGCUGGAUCUCCCCUCCGGCGGCCACCUCACCCACGGGUAUUACACCUCCGGCGGGAAGAAGAUCUCCGCCACCUCAAUCUACUUCGAGAGCCUUCCUUACAAGGUGAAUUCCACCACGGGAUUCAUCGACUACGAGCGCUUGGAGGAGAAGGCGCUGGACUUCAGGCCAAAGAUGAUAAUCUGCGGCGGCAGCGCCUACCCUCGCGACUGGGACUACAAACGCUUCAGGGAAAUCGCGGACAAGUGUGGCGCACUGCUCCUCUGCGACAUGGCCCACAUUAGCGGCCUUGUGGCCGCGCAGGAAGUGAACAACCCCUUCGAGUAUUGCGACAUUGUCACCACCACGACGCAUAAGAGCUUGCGCGGUCCCAGAGCGGGCAUGAUCUUCUACCGGAAGGGCCCAAAGCCGGCCAAGAAGGGGCAGCCGGAUAACGCAGUUUACGAAUUCGAGGACAAGAUCAAUUUCGCCGUUUUCCCUUCUCUCCAGGGUGGCCCCCACAACCACCAGAUUGGGGCCCUCGCCGUGGCACUGAAACAGGCCGCGUCGCCAGGGUUCAAGGCCUACGCUAAACAGGUGAAGGCCAACGCCGCCGCGCUGGGCAAGUUCUUGAUGGGGAAAGGGUACAGUCUCGUCACCGGCGGAACGGAGAACCAUCUUGUCUUGUGGGAUCUCAGACCUCUUGGAUUGACUGGGAACAAGGUGGAGAAACUCUGUGAUCUCUGCAACAUUACCGUCAAUAAGAACGCUGUUUUUGGUGACAGCAGUGCCUUGGCCCCCGGGGGUGUACGAAUCGGUGCCCCUGCUAUGACUUCUAGAGGUUUGGUUGAAAAGGACUUUGAGCAGAUUGGUGAGUUCCUUCACCGUGCCGUGACUCUCACACUGGAAAUCCAGAAGGAGCAUGGCAAACUUCUCAAGGAUUUCAGCAAGGGUCUCGUCAACAACAAGGCUAUUGAUGAUCUCAAAGCUGAUGUUAUGAAGUUCUCUGCCACGUUUGACAUGCCUGGCUUCCUGGUAUCUGGAAUGAAGUACAGGGAUUAG